AUGAGCCCAGGCGAAUUCAACGGAAGCCGGCUAGUGAGACGACGCGUCGCGAAACGAAUGAGUCGGAGAAGGGAGAAGCGCGCGCAGCGCGAUGUCGAGGGUGCAGGGGGAGGCGCGGGGCGCGGCGUACGGGCGGCGAGGGGGGCAAACGCGCGCGCGCGCGCCACCGUGCGGCGAACAGGUGGCCACCGAGCCAGCCGGUUUAUGCCCCGCGCGCCGAACACCCCACCCGAUAUUACACUACACAGGACCUGGAUUAACUUUAUUGCACAAAGGUCGAUAUAA
Molecule: messenger RNA, 285 nt
Organism: Arctia plantaginis
Lineage: Eukaryota; Metazoa; Arthropoda; Insecta; Lepidoptera; Erebidae
Source: the annotation of a GenBank genome assembly